This is a messenger RNA of Pseudozyma flocculosa PF-1, 12480 nucleotides long. RefSeq lists its product as uncharacterized. Gene Ontology annotation, biological process: secondary metabolite biosynthetic process; amino acid activation for nonribosomal peptide biosynthetic process. NCBI's taxonomy places the organism in Eukaryota, Fungi, Basidiomycota, Ustilaginomycetes, Ustilaginales, Ustilaginaceae. Gene Ontology annotation, cellular component: cytoplasm. The transcript has 4 exons. Gene Ontology annotation, molecular function: phosphopantetheine binding; catalytic activity. The record is from RefSeq and is a predicted model, not a curated record. The coding region runs from base 1 to 12480 and encodes 4159 amino acids.
AUGUCUUCGCACGCCCCCUUUCCAGACGUCACCGGCCUUCGCACCUCUGGUCCAGGCUGGUCGAGGAUCGGCGACGAUUGCGAGUACAUCGACGCCGUCUUCCACACCGAGCUCGACGUCGAGCAACUCGCCUCUUCCUCGCCCUCUAGACGGCCAGCGGACCUCAUCUGGGCUGCAUGGGCAACGGUGCUGUACCACUACGGCUCGCACGAGGCGUCCAAUGUCGAGAUCGUCGACCUGGGAUCCGACUCGAAACAAUCGGACACCCUCGUCACCCUUGAUUUCGAAGGGCCAAGCGCGGAUGAGAGCCUCGAUCCUGCCGCACUGCUCGAGCUUGUCGGCGACCGCCGGCGCGAGGCUGUCAGCUUGGCGGGCGGCCUCGAGCAUGGCUACGCUGCUGCCGCCUUGCCCGCUGACGAGACCAUUGCAACGGCAAGAGGGCCUCCGCCAACCUUUUCGAGCCUGCGCCUGGAAUCAAACAGGGCGCUAUCCCUCAUCCUGACCGCCUACUCGCACGAAAACCAGGGAACCCAUCGCCUCAGCCUCUCCAUGAAGGCGAGUCCGGCCGUACACACCUCGGAUUCGGCCGCCCUGCAGCUGCAGCAGGUGGCUUCGCUGGUGUCGUCGUUCCUGCGCGAUGUCGAGACCCACGCGUUGAGUGUCGAGCGCUUCGACCUGGCGCUACGAGCCAGCGACAACCUCCACUACGUCGAGCUGCCGGAACCAGACUAUCUCGCGGACCGACACCACGACCGGCUCGAGUGCGAGUUUGAAUACUUCGCAGACACGCGACCCAACGAUCUGGCGCUCGACUUCCGCUUCGAUCUCCAAGACCGCCAGUCGGUCAAGUGGACCUAUGCCGAGAUGAAUGCGCGGGCCGACAGGGUGCGGAACCUGCUGUGGAGCCAUGGCAUCGGCUCGGCCAGCACCGAUGCCGACGCCGGCGGCGACCAGAUCGUCGCCCUCUACCUCGAAAAGAGUCCAGAGACCUAUCUCUCGUUCCUGAGUGUCGUCAAGGCGGGUGCCGCGUGGUGUCCCAUCGAUACCGACUGGCCGGCCUCACGUCGACAGGCGCUGCUCGCCAAGUCCAACGCCAAGGUGGUCCUGGUUGCCGGGGACGCCGUAUCGCGCAAUCUCGACGAGGACCUCAACAGCGAUGAUCUCCGCAACCGCGGCAUGCACCCGAUCCGGCUCGACAAGAUUGUUGUCGUCGACCAGGCCAACGGCGUGGCUCCCCGGCCGUUGCAGCCGCGUUCGCGCGAGCAGCUCGCCUACAUGAUCUGGACCUCGGGCACCACUGGCCUUCCCAAGGGCGUCGGGAUCCAGCACUGGGCCAUCGUGCAGGCCAUGCGCGCGCUGCGCCUCAAGAUCCCCUACGGCAAGGCGGCGACCGGCACCGACGAGGUCCGCUACCUCCAGUACUCGGCAUACAACUUUGACCUCUCCAUCAUGGACUGCUUCUACGCUUGGGGCAUCGGCGGCACCAUCUGCGCCUGCCCGAGGGGCCUACUGCUGCAGGACCUGGUGGCAGUCGGGACGAGCUUCCGGCCGACGCAUACGCUGCUGACGCCCGCGGUCAUGGCAAUGACCGAGAGACACGCGAUACCCAGCCUGAAGGUCGUCAUCAACGGCGGCGAGAAGCUCAGCCAGGUGGUGGCCGACGAAUGGAGCAAAGAGUGCUGCCUGCUGAACCUCUAUGGCCCGGCCGAGGCCACGCUGAUCGCCAUGAACCGCCGCGUGCCCCUGGGUGAUCGCGUCAAGGCCCCCAACAUCGGCGUCGCUCUGCCAACAGUCUCCUGCCACGCGCUCGACAAGGCCGACCGCGUCGUCCUCAAGGGCGCCGUGGGAGAGCUGGUGCUCGGUGGUCCUCAGCUGGCGCGCGGCUAUGUCGGCGAUCCCGUCAAGACGGCCGACAAAUUCUUCCCGCACGCUCAGCUCGGCAGGGUCUACCGCACCGGAGACCUCGUCCGACAGCUCGGCAACGCCGAGUUCGAGUACCUCGGCCGCAUCGACGACCAGGUCAAGAUCAACGGAAUCCGCAUCGAGCUGCUCGAGAUCAACGCCGCCAUAAAAAACAGCCACGAGGCGGUCAAGGACUCGGAGACAAUGGCCUUCCCGCGUCCGGGCAGCGACACCGAGCUGCAGAUCAUCAACUUCUCCGUCUUCCCCAGAGAGGCCGGCGCCGACGGCGACGAGCUGCUCCGCACCGACCCGCCGGCCGUGGCGGUCGCGCGUGAUCUGCAGAAGGCCGCCAAGGAAUCGCUGCCGUCGUACAUGCUGCCGUCGAUGUUCGUCAUCCUCUCGCGCUUCCCGCGCACCUCGAGCGCCAAGAUUGACCGCGUGGCGCUCAAGCAGGUGCUCGCCAACUUCGACUCGCUCGACUGGGAAAACAAGCUGGCUGAAGCCGAUGGCGGUCCCGACGCCGAUGCGCCGCCUAGCGAGGCCGAGGAGUGCAUGCGCAAGUGGCUCGCCAAGCUGUGCAACGUGGCUCCCGAAAAGAUCGGCCGCAACACGCCCUUCACCAGCGUCGGUCUCGACUCGAUCCGUGCCAUCACCUUCUCGCAGAAGCUGCUGCAGGAGGGCUACACGGUCUCGGUCGUCGACGUGGCCGAGUAUCCGACGCUGAUCUCUCUCAGCAGGCAGCUCGACUCGUCGGCAUCCCAGGCGGAAGCAAAGGAGGCGAGGGCCGCCGACUUCUUUGGCCGCUUCGACAGCCACUUCCGCCAGGCCGUUCUGGACAGGCUGUCGGUGUCGUCGGCCGACGUUGGUGCCGUCCUGCCAUGCACACCGCUUCAGGAGGGCAUGCUCGUCGAGAGCCAGCAGGAUCCAAUGGCCUACCGCAUUCAGCGCCAGUACCGGGUGUCAGGCAAGCUGGAUCGGCGACGGCUCGAGUCGGCGCUCGGACGGCUCAUCGACGAAGCAGACAUCCUCAGGGCCUCGUUCAUCGAGACUGGCGCCCUAGACGUUGAGGCGGGCAGCGACUGGCCAUCCCCGCCCAUCUUCGUGCAGGUUGUUUGGUCGCGCGGCUCGGCAGAGAUCUACGAUUUGGACCUUGGCGCCGGGGACGACCUCGAGGGGGCGGUGACGGCCACAGUUCGGGACCGGGUAAAGCUGAGUCCGUUCGGCAAGCGUGCGCCGGUCGCGUUCCUCAUCGUCCGUCAGGCCGAGCAGAUUUCCCUCGUCCUUGUCGCCCAUCACAGUGUGUACGACGCUCGCUCGCUGGCGAUCCUCGAGGACCGCAUCGAGCGGCUCUAUGCACAGGAGCAGGACCUGCCGCGGAUCUACCAAUUUCCGACCGCGCUGUCCCACAUUCUGCCGCUUGACAGCGACGAGGAGGCGGCGCGACGCACCGCCUGGGAGAAGGCGCUGGCAACCUACCCACGAGGCGAGCUCAGCAUCUUCCCCAACCUCAGCGGCAGCCUUCCGCAGGCCGGCUCGGCUCCUGACAGCGUCCACCGAACUGCCGGCCAAAAGGCGUCGGUCAGCUGGUCCGAGGUGGAGCAGGUCUCGAGAAAGCUUGGCAUCUCGGCGCGGCCGCUCGUCCAGGUCGCUUGGGCCAAGGUCCUCGGCGCCUAUCUCGACACUGACCACCUCAUCAUUGGCGACUCGGUGUCAGGGCGGAGCUCUGCGGCCGAGCUCGAGCAGGUCGUUGGACCUGUCCUCUCGACCCUUCCAGUGCCGGUCUUCCUGGACAGUCAGCAUAGCGUGGCCGAAGUCGCAAGGCAGGUCGACGCCUUCCACCGCAGUGUCUUUGCCGCGCAGCACACCCACCUCGGCUCGAUCCGCAAGCUGCUUGAGGUGCCGGCCGGCCAGCAGCUCUUCCACUCGGUCUUUGUUUUCGAGCCUGCUACCGAGACGCAGCACUCGACGAUGGGACAAGACGGGAUGGCACUCGGGCUGGAACGGGUCGCCGACCUCGCUGUGGCGACCGAGCAUGCGUUGGGCGUCGAGGUGCAACCUAACGCCGAUGGCAGCAUCCGGCUCGGCGUCAGCUGGCGGCGCGCGCUGGUCUCGGACGCAUACGGACGCCUGCUUCUCAAGCAAUUCGAUGCGUGUCUCGCGGCGAUCUGCGCCUCGCCCGAGGCAACGAUCAGAGACUGCUUCUCCUUCCGCGAGGUUGCGGACGACGGAAUCGUCGCGAUCUCGGCCAUCGACUCCCCUCCAUCCAUCGCGGUGGCUGGACUCGAGAAUGUAGGCCACGCCGUCUCGGUCUCGGCGAAGGACUCGAGCACCAACAAGACCAACGCCGUCGAGAUCUUUUCCGAGAUCCCCGAGGCCCGCGCAGGACGUCGCGCAUCGGCAGCCAUGACCUAUGCCGAGCUAGAAGAGGCCAGCAGCCGCGUGGCUGCGUACCUUGCCAGCCUCGACUUGCCGCGCAACGCGGUCGUCGCAGUCUGCCUGCAGCGCAGCCUUGCCUCUUACAUCUACCCCAUCGGUGUCCUCAAGGCCGGGUUCGCUUACCUGCCACUCGACGAGACGCUGCCCCUCGACCGCAAGAAGCUCCUGCUUGAAGAUAGCUCGGCAGCGUGCCUCAUCGCCGACCGACCGGAAGAUCUAGACAGGGGUUCCACGGCAAAUCUUGUCGUUGUCUCUGUCAACAGCGAGGAGCAUCGCUCUCGGCUAUCGGCAGUCUCGCCACGUUCGCCUUUGCCCCAAUCGCUCGGAGCCGGUCCGGACGAUGUCGCCUUCAUCAUCUACACGUCCGGCUCGACGGGCAAGCCCAAAGGCUGCCUCCUCACCCAUCGCAACCUGUCGACGGCGAUCGAGGCGUUCCGCCUGGUCUACGAGCGCGAGGCACCCGGCUCCUUCGCGAGCGGCGCCCGCUUCCUGGCGCGCUCAGCUGAGGCCUUCGAUGUCCACCUGCUGGAGAUCUUCCUCUCGCUCCGGGUCGGCGCCACCAUCGUCACCGGUCCUCGCCAUGUGAUUCACGAUGACCUGGCGCAGACCAUGUCGAUGCUCGAGGUUACCCAUGCCUGCGUCGUCCCCUCGCUCUUCUUCAGCCGCGGGCAGCGGAUCAGACCGGAGCAGGUCCCCAGUCUGAGGGCGCUGAUCAUCGGCGGCGAGGCGCUGACGGCCGACCUGUGCCAGCUCUGGGGCAGCUUCGGCAGCGAGAGACCGGUCGUGCUCAAUGCAUACGGGCCCAGCGAGGCGACGAUCGGCACGUCGAUCGCCCGAGUCUCGAAGCGAUCGGUCACGGGCAAUAUCGGCACGCCGUUCCCCGGCACGCGCUAUCUGGUGCUCAAGACUGCCGGCGACAUGCUGGUGCCAGCGCUGCGCGGAGAGCCGGGCGAGCUCUGCGUUGCCGGGCCGCAGGUGGCCCGCGGCUACCUCAACCGACCCGAUCUGCAUUCGUUCCUGCGCUGGGAGGAUGAAUGGAUCUACCGCACAGGCGACCUCGUUCGCCUCAACGCAGCCGACGAGGCCGAGUACCUCGGCCGCAUCGAUGGAUCUCAAGUCAAGGUCAGAGGCGCGCGUCUGGAGCUUGGCGAGGUCGAUGCGGCUCUGCAGAAGGCUCUGGCCGGAACGACUGGCCGUCCAGCCAUGGCUGUCACGCUGCUUGCCGAACAUCCGCAGAUCGCGGGACCUGCACGCCUCGUCUCGUUCGUCUCAGACACCGCGCAACGGGCAGACACCGCAAACAUUGGCGCCAAUGAUCUGGUACGGCUCGACCAGCGCUCAAAGGAACUCGCCCAUACACUUCGUCGGGCGGUGCGUUCGAAGCUUCCGCAGUACAUGGUGCCAAGCCAGGUCGUCCCGCUCGCCUAUCUGCCACUGUCGACACUGUCGGGCAAGGCCGACCAGAAGGCGCUGCGUACGCUCUACCAGUCGGUCGAUCCACGCAGCCUGGGAGUCUCGGACGCAACAGAGCAAGGUCGUGACGCCACCGAGGACGAGAAGAGGAUCGCCGACAUCGUCUCCAGCACGCUGCGACUUGGGAAAGACAUCACCCUAUCGCCCAGCACGGAUCUCAUCUCGAUCGGCCUCGACAGCUUGUCGGUCGUCACGCUGGCGGGAAGGCUGCGCAAGGCUGGAAUUUCCGUCACGGCCACAGCCAUCAUGAGCGAUCCCACGAUUGAAUCCAUCGCCUCGCAGAGCCAGGCCGGCGGUGUCGACGCAACGGGGCAGUCGAGCCGGUUCGAGGCCGACGUUCAAGCGCGGACAGAGAAGGCCCGCAGCCUGCCUUCGAUGUCCGGCAAGGGGAUCGAGAAGGCGCUGCCGUGUGUGCCUCUGCAGACUGCCCUUGUCGCACAAGCCCGCUCGGAGUCGGCCUCGACCCCGCGCUACAUGACGACAGUCUCGAUCGACAUCCAGGGCACCUUCCCGCCGCAGCAGGUGCAGCAGGCAUGGCGAGAGGUGCUGCAGCGCCACGACAUCUACCGAACGGUCUUUGUCGACAUCGACGAGGAGCUCUCGCAAGUCGUCCUGGACGCAUCGAGCUGUCCCGACGUUUGGUACGCCCAGAUCGGAUCCAACCCCUCGCCAUCCGAGCUGCAUAGCCACCAUCAGCGAACCGCUCGCGAGAUUGUCGACUCGUUCUCCGAGCGCCCGCCACUCAGGCUCAAGCUGUGGCACGGCGACCACGAUUCGCAGCAAAUCUCGCUGACUUGCUCGCAUGCCAUCUACGACGGUACGUCCCUCAACCAGCUGCUACGAGAGGUCGCAUCCUGCCUUCGUUCCGAAGAAUUCCCAAACAGCGGUCAAUUCAUCGACGCCGUCCGCGAGAUUGUCGGUCAACCUAUAGAUGCCGGAAAGCGCUUCUGGACUGCCCAACUCGAAGGGUUCAGCAGGACUGCCAUGCCUCGGCUGACUGGCAAGAAGGUCUCUGCCUCAGAGCCGGCUGGCAGCGGCGAGCUGACCGUUCAAUCGUCGCAUCGGUACUCGGAGCUCGAGGCGGUCGCGCGAUCGCGCGGUGUCACGGUUCACUCCCUCCUCCUUGCGUCCUACGGCAAGCUGCUCGCCGAGUACGUCGGCGAAGACGACGUCACCAUCGGGCUCGUUCUGGGCGGUCGCACUCUGAACGUCGACAACAUCGACCUGAUACACGGACCGUGCGUGACAACGGUACCCUUCCGGUUCCGCCAGGCGCGCCGUCACGACGUCGAUGCGCUGUCGCGUUUUACCCACCGCGGCAUCAACGACGUCCUGCCGUUCCAGCAUGUGUCGCUCCCGCAGCUCAUGCGCUGGAUCGGCAUGGAUCAGUCGCCUUUCGAGGCGCUGUUCAGCUACCUCGGAGCGCGAUCGGAGACGGCCUCGUCGGUUCCCUUCGUUGAGAGGAGCACGAUCAUGGAGAAGGACUACCCUCUCGCCGUCGAGGUCGGUGCUGUCGGCGACAAAGUGUCGCUGCACGUCGCCUUCUCGACUCAGACCAUGCCACAAGAGCAUGCCGCACUCUUCCUCGAGCAGCUCGACCACGUCAUCGGCGGGGUCCUCGCCGCGUCCUCGCCGCCGUCAGCGGAUGAAAAGCACCUGUCGAUCCUCAACAGGGAGUGCUACGUCCCUAGCUCGGACUCUGAGACGUUCCUGGCUCGCUUCGCGGCUCAGGCGGCCGGCACUCCACGCGCCAUUGCCAUCGUCUUCGCCAAAAGCCUCGAGGCCGAAGCGGUUGCCCUCACCUACGAGCAGCUCGAUACGAUGUCGGACACCAUCGCUCGCCACCUCAUCCAGCAGUCGAGCGACGUCAUCGGCGUCCACCUCACAAAGGACGGUCCUGAGCUCUACGCUGCGAUGCUCGCCGUGUGGAAGGCCGGAAAAGUCUACCUGCCCCUCGAUCCGAGCCUGCCGCGAGACCGUCUCGAGUACAUGCUCGAGACUGUUGGCAAAGCCCCCGCGAUCACCAACAUGGCGACCCGCGCGACGCUGGAUGACUUCGAUUCCGAGUCGCUUGACAUCCAGGACCUGCUCCGGCCUGCUGACCCGUCGGCCAGUCUUCCGAAGCCGAGCCUCGAGGCGGCUUGCUACCUCUUGUUCACCUCCGGCUCGACCGGCCGACCCAAGGCGGUGCAAAUCGGGCACAAGGCGCUCUCGGGCGCCAUCUACUCGUGGGAGCGGAUGCUUCCGUGGUCGAAGCAGUCGCGCUUCCUCCAGCUCGCUUCAAUCGGAUUCGACGUGUCGCUGAUUGAGGUCUGCAUGCCGCUGGCGCUUGGAUUUUCGAUUGGCACCGCUCCGAAAGAGGCCCUCAUCGAGGAUCUGACCACCGCCAUUCACCGGCUGGGCAUCACCAUCGCCGACCUGCCAGCGGCUCUGGCGGGUACAGUGCACCCGGAUGACGUCGAGCUCGAGUGGCUCAUGAGCGGUGGCGAUGCCAUCGACGAGCGCGUGAUCCACGACUGGACCUCGGCCGGUCGAGUGCUGAUCAACGCCUGGGGCCCGACCGAGACGACCAUCGGCUCGAGUCUUGGCCAGGUCAAGCGAGGCGGUUCCCGCUCCAAUGUCGGUCAGGUCUACCCGGCCUGCUCGAUGUUCGUCCUCAAGGGAGAUUCCGUCGAGCCGGUAUUGCGCGGGGCGAUCGGAGAGCUUGCUGUGGGCGGCCCGCAGGUGGCCGACAAGUACUUUGGCAGGGACGACUUGACCGCUGAAAAGUUUGUCUACCUCGCCGACGGCACGAGGGUCUACCGCACUGGCGACCUGGGUCGUUUCCUGAUCGACGGCAGCGUCGAAUGCCUCGGCCGUAUCGGUGCGGACCGCCAGGUCAAGGUCAAUGGCCAGCGGGUCGAGCUCGAUGAGAUCUCGCAGGCACUUUCGAUGCACGUCGAUGUCCGAGACGCCGAUGUCCAAUACCUCAAGCACCCCGAGAUGUCGUCCAAGCAGCUCGUCGCCUUUGUCGCGCCGCACCAGACGGCUCGCAGCACAGGCCCGGACAUUGCGCUGCGCGAGGACGCUGCAGCUGUUGAGCUUGUCAGCAAGCUCGAGCAGGAGGCGACGAAGCGAUUGGCGCCUUAUAUGAUUCCCACGCAAUGGCUGGUCGUGGACGGCAAUCUUCCCCUCACGCCCAACAACAAGGUGGAUCACAAGGCCCUUGCUGCGCUCUUCGCAAGCACCGACACGUCUAUGCUGAGCCGCUUCGGCGCGAUGAGAGAGGAGGCGCUCUCCCAUGGUGCGUGGACAGCAGUCGAAGAGGAGCUGCGAGAUCUCAUCGCCGACUUUUGCGACGUACCCGUUGCGAAUAUGACCAAGACCACCUCUUUCCAUCGCCUCGGCAUCGAUUCCAUCACGGCAAUCAAACUGGUCAAACGGCUGCGCAAUGCAGGCUACCGAGUCAGCGUCUCCGACAUCCUCAGCUCGCCCUUCAUCGGUUCUCUCGCGGAGCGACACGGAGAAGCCACCGACGGUGUCGCAUCGACCGUCGAUACCGCAGGAGAUCUGCGCAGGCAUAUCGAGACCAAGGCGUCAGUGAGCGACUGGCAGCUCUCCUCGCGCGACGAGAUCAUUUCGGCGCUGCCGUGCACGCCUCUGCAGGCUGGCAUGAUCACCCAGACUCUCGCCAGCGGUGGCAAGCUCUACUUCCACCAUCAUGCGUUCCGGGCCAGAGCCACGCCACCGACGGCGGUUGUCGCCGCUUGGAAGACGCUGGCAUCGCGACUCGACAUUCUCAGGACGACCUUCCACUCGAUCGAAGAUGAGCGACCGUGGGUCCAGGCAGUCCACGCCAAUUGCGAGCCUUGUGUUUUCCAACAUGCCGGACGCUUCGAUCACGCGGCAGCCCUCGAAGAGGUCGAGGGACAGGCCGUGUUCGGCGACGUUCAGGCCUUUGCAGAGCCCCCUCACGCUCUGCACCUGUGGGCCGAUGGAGAAGGUUGCGCGUUCGUUCUGGGCAUUCAUCACGCUCUCUACGACGCUGCAUCCCUCCCACUCCUCUUCCGGGAUCUCGCUUCGCUCCUAUCGGGUUCCGAGAGCCAGGCCUUGGAACGCGCACCUUUCUAUCAGCUCGUGCCACGCCUCCUGCCCACCGACCAAGAUACCCAGCACUGGUCAAACGAGCUCCGAGACCUCCGAGCGGGCCUGCUGCGCAACAGCAAGAAGCAAGAUGUCGCCGACGGGCACGCGGUGGAGGCGGAGCAUGUCGUCUCGCUGCCCAUCAAGGCGAUCCAGCAGAGCUGCCAGAGGAGUGGCGUGACGAUCCAGGUCCUGGCGACGCUCGCCUAUGCCAAGCUGCUAGCGCUGGAGACGGGGUCGGCCGACGUCUGCUUCGGCCAGAUCUUUGGCCUUCGAGACGGCGCCGACAACGGCGAGACGAGCGUCGGACCGGCACUCAACACCGUCGCCACCCGCGUACGCUUCGACGAUCGGGAGCGCUCCGUCGCUGAGCAGUUGCAGCGAAUGCAGAAGGCGAACGACGCGGGUCGACCUCACCGCAAGGCUUCGCUGCGAGACGUCCAGCAGGCGGCCGCUCGCUCGGGUGUCCGGGCACCGCUCUUUGAUGCCUUGUUCGACUUCCAGAUCAUGGGCGAAGAUAAUGACGACAGCGGAUCGCCUGAACCGUUGCAGCCCGUCGCCAUCGGAGUGGACGACGGUCCGCCGCAGUACGCCCUCAACGUCGAGUUUGUUCAGGGCGCCGAGAGGAUGACGCUCGUCUCGACGGCCGACUCAAGCGUUUACAGCGAGAAGGCUCUCGCGGCAGCGCUCGACCGCCUCGAGAAGAUCCUCGUCCAUCUCGUCGAGGAGCGUUCCGAAGUGUCGAUCACGCAGUUGCCCUUCGAUGACCUCGAGUUCCCCACUGCGGCCUCGGUGGGCCCCAACGGCGGUUUGGAGCGAGAGCAAGCGGCGGGCGAAGCUCGUCUCCCGGAGACGGCCGACGGCAAGCGUCUUGCCGAAGUGAUUGCGCAGGUUGCCGGGGUCUCGGUGGACAAGAUCCACUCGUCGAUGCGCCUCAGCUCGCUCGGCCUCGACUCAAUCUCGGCCAUCCGCAUCGCAUCACUCGCGCGCCGUCAGGGGCUCGUUCUCGGCGUGGCUGACAUCGUCUCGGCAGAGACCGUCGAGGGCAUCGUCGAUCUUGUCAGCUCCAAAGCAGAGCAGCGGAAGAAGGCCGGCGCCUCCGCAGGUCAGACGGCCGUGUCAGCAGCGGUCCAUCAGGCAGCAUUGGCACAGCUCGACCUCCGCGCCGACGCGAUCGAGAGGAUCCUCCCUCUCCUCUCGGGCCAGGCGGUACUCGCCGCCGGGUGGCUCGAAUCGGGCAAGCGCUUCGGCGUCUACAGCUUCACCUUCCGCGCGCCUCAACGUCUCGACUCGAAGCGCCUCAACGAGGCCUGGACGAAGCUGCAGCAGCGCCACGCCAUCCUGCGCACCGCCUUCCUCGCCGUCCAACGAAAGCCGUACCAGGUCGUGCUCAAGUCGGGGCAGGAAUGUGCUGCGGUUCGAGAGGAAGCCGUCGACUCUAGCCGCUUGGAAGAGGCGGCAAUGGACGCGAUCCGCGCGGCCAACGCUGCCCCCUGGGACCUGCGCACGCCGCCGAUUCGGCUGACGCACAUCUCCAGCGCUGCUGCCUCCGACAACGACGGCGGAAGCGUGGUGGUGCUGAGCCUGCACCAUUUGCUCUACGACGCCUUUUCGCUCGACCUGCUCGUGCGCGACCUGCAAGCCCUCUACGCAGGAUCCGAUUGCCCGAGCACGUCGAACUGGGCCGACUAUGUCGAUCAUCUCUCGGCCACCACGUCUUCGGAGGCCUCGGCUCGCUUCUGGAGGCAGUCGCUGCAGCACGCCGAUGCCGCAGUGCUGCCAUCGACGUCGAAAGAUGAGGCGGGCAAGGCCGAGGCCGACGAGAUCUUCACCUUCCAUCCGGCCAUCCUCCAGGACUUUAUCCGAUACGAGCAGCGCCUCCGCGCACGCCAGACGAGCCUGCAGGCGCUCUUCAUCGCUGCGUGGUCGCGCCUCCUCUCGUCGUGGACGGGCAAGGCGUCACCCCUGUUUGCCGUCUUCCAGCUGGGCCGCUCCGCCUCGUUCGACGGCAUCGAGAGGCUGGCGGCGCCGCUCAUGUCGAUUCUGCCCAUGGCGCUCGAGCCGUCGCCGUCUGCAGACCGGCCAUCUGGAUCGGUCGCCGAUCUGGUAGAGUCGUCGCGGGACGUCGCGCACCAGCUGCGCCGACGUGCCGAGUUUGAGCAGACGGACCUGGCCGACAUCGCCCGAGCGGCAGGAUGGGGCACCGAAGAGGCACGUUGGAACACUUAUAUCAACGUCCUCAUCCCUCCGUCACCAUCUCCGUCGUCGUCGGAGCAGGACGUCGAGGGAUGGCAAGAGGUCAAGCUAGGGCAACCGACCGACUUUGUCCCGCCCAAGCCGCUCCAGUACGCCUCGACGCUCGACGCCAUCGAGCAUGCGCCCCUCGUGCGGUCCGACGUGGCCGUCGACGUCGCCCUCGACCCCGCCACGGACAGCGUGACGGUGGGCAUCCGGGCCAAGAAGAGCAUCCUCGACGCCGACCGGGCGGCAGAGGUCGCACGACAGCUCGCGCGCGACGUCAGGGAGGCGCUCGAGCAGCUCGACUAG